Didymella exigua CBS 183.55 is the source of this 774-nucleotide messenger RNA. RefSeq lists its product as uncharacterized. The record is from RefSeq and is a predicted model, not a curated record. The transcript has a single exon. NCBI's taxonomy places the organism in Eukaryota, Fungi, Ascomycota, Dothideomycetes, Pleosporales, Didymellaceae. The coding region runs from base 90 to 731 and encodes 213 amino acids.
CUUCUGCACACAGGUCGCAGACGCAGGACGCUGAAGACAACGAUUAGCACCCACUGGUGGACAAUAGCUCUCGACAUAAACAGCCCAGCAUGGGAGACGCGCUCCCUUCAGCUUCGGCGUCGCAACGACCCACGACCGCCGGUGACGGUUCGAUGGUGCCUAAAACUAGAGGGUGGCGCUGGCUCGACUUCGAUCAUCCCACAGCCGAACGUCAAUCUGCGUCUCGCGGACCUAAACACUACCUCGAGUCGUCUCCAGAAUGGUCUGCGGUUCACGAUUUCGAGCGGCGGCUCAGUCGAAACGGCAUCAAGAUGUCUGAGACCAGUAACAAUCACGCUUCCGGUAUUGCCGCACAACCGGUCGUGCAAGAACGUGGCGGUGCGGGCUCGAUCCUAGACGGGUAUGUUCGAGCCAACGCACAGCGCAGCAACCACCAUGUUUCGAGAAGCGAGGACUUUCCACCACUUGAGGCCCCGGUCAUAGCAUCCUUUACGAACACCAAGAAGGAGACCAAAGUCGAGACUCUCGAGCGACAGUUGCGUCAGGCGCAGGCGGAGGCUCAUGUCUGGAAGGCAAGGUCUGAGAAUCAAGAGCACAAUCUGGGCGUCUCCUACGAGGAAACCAUGGAAUGGAGGAUGAAGUAUGAAGACCUGUACAGUGCUGUACUUCGAGGUAUGGAGACCGAGCCUACUACAGAGCACAAGAAGGGGACCACAAAGUCGUUGAGCUAGACAUGGGCUAGACAUGGGCUGCAGUUCAAAAUAAAGCUGUCCA